Molecule: messenger RNA, 3156 nt
Organism: Hydatigera taeniaeformis
Lineage: Eukaryota; Metazoa; Platyhelminthes; Cestoda; Cyclophyllidea; Taeniidae
Source: the annotation of a GenBank genome assembly
AUGGCCGUCGCGGAACCAUUUUAUAAACCUCAGACAACGCGUCUUAAUCUCGGCCUUUCCUGUCUUAUUGCGGCUGACGCCUUUGUUUCACCUUCCUCUUCCAAUGAAUCAUCUCGCAUACCUUGCACAGUGUCGUGCGUUUCUCGAUUAAUUGAUCUUCGUCGCUUGCGUCAUCCAAAUAUCGUGCGUUAUCUUGAUGCCCAAUGCGAUAAACAUCGACGCAUCUAUCUUGUUACCGAGCAUUACGCCUUUAAUUUUAGUGAACUAAAUCCUCCGGUCACAAGGUGGUCGGAUUUCAACUGGCUGUUGAAACGAUUUGAUGAGUGUCUUUGUGCUCUGACCUACCUUGAAUCCCAUGGGAUUGUACAUGGGUGCCUAAGUCCAUCAUCCAUCCUCAUUGAUAAUUUUGGCAAAGUUAGGAUAGCAGGCUAUGGAAUCUUAUAUGCUUCGCGGUGGGGUAUGGAUCUCGACUUUCCCAUUGUGGAUUUGCGCUACUCCUCGCCGGAAACACUUUUGUUUUCUGAAUCGUGUUUGCGGCAAGACGUGUUAGAACCUCCUAGGCAACCUUGUCCCCUUGACUCGCGAUCUGAUCUUUGGUCAGUUGCACUGAUAUUCACCGAACUUUUGCAUUUCCCCCUACAAAUCUUCGGUCCAGAAAUACUGCUCAAGUCGCUAUUUAGUGCUCUAGAUUCCGAUCACUCUUUUUUCGGUAACAUUACUUCGACCAAACGAGAAAAUUUAACUCAGUUCAGUAAAUCGAUGAGUUUACUUGAUGACAUUUGCGAAUUAUGUCUCGUUCUUGACGCUCGCCAUCGGCUGUCGCUGGCGCAAGUAGUGGCCAAGUUUUCGGAAAAUUUUAAAGAUUUCCAGGGAACUGAUCUUCAUUCAGGGAUUAUGAUGGCUGACGACGCACCAGGGGAGCCAAAUGUGGAGAACAGGGAGUGGGAAUCUUCCGAUGACUGCGAAAAAGCUCUUCACUUUUUGCAAACUCGGGAUGAUCCUGCUGAGAGUUAUUACUACUGGCAGUUAGCUGGUGGUGGCGUUGACUUAGCUUCCACUUUCCUCAAGGGGGUCAAUGGCAGCGAUUGUCUCCGACCGCCGAUUCUUCGUCUACCCCUUUAUUUCACCGGUCUUUCACCUUCAGAAUAUGCUUCGCGAGGUGGACCUUUGGAGCUCUGGUCAUCUGGCAGUCAACCUGCUCGACUAAAGUUUUGUCGGACCAUCGUUCCACUUCCAGCUGAUCGCCUUCUCAAACGUCUUGCUCUCAUGUCAACAAAGUCCCUUUAUCCUCUUCUCUUUCCCCACUCGUAUUCCUGUUUUGAUGGAGAUGAGGAAGGAAAAUUUAGCGUAAUUGAUAGUCUCUCCCUGACCGGUGUUGAGGAUUGUUGGCAACAUCAGAAUCGGAACAUUUCGCUCUUGGGUCACCUACCCAAACACGAGCUUAGUGUUGCUGAUUCCCAUGAAGCAGUGGUUUUCCAACCAGUACUAGUGAAGCAGGCUGAUGUAGAGUAUCAAGUGAUGCGAGUUCGCCUCUUUCGACGCCUCCUUGCGGGGAUGCCGUCCACUGCGACACGGCUGCUUCUUGAGGCCCGAUUCGAUAUUCCGCCCUUUCUCAGAACAGAGGUUUGGGCAGCCCUUCUGGGUGUUGAAUCGGGCUUUCAGGAUGAUACCAGUCGGCGAAAAGUAGAGGCAGCACUCUCCAUCGCAACAACAGUGAGUUCGUCUCAAUCGCGAAUUUCCACGCAAGGUCUUGGUCUCUCCGACCAAGUAAUGGGACAGAUCGGUGUCGAUUUACCACGCUGUCAUGCCUACGAUCUGCUGAUUGGAUCUCCGCUCGGACAGGAGAGACUUCGCUCAGUUUUGAUGGCAGCAUUACUAGCUAAUGAUGACCGGUUUGAAUACACACAAGGAAUGGAUUCACUAGCUGCCGUAUUCACGCGUCUCUUCUUCCCAUCUCCCGAGGUGGCGACACACUGCCUCUCCAAUCUUUUGACCUCGCCGCGACUGGUGGGUUUCUUCUCCCGGCGCCGCUUCACUACUGGUCUGCAGGCCUACUUCGUCCUUCUCUUGCGACUCCUUGCUUUCCACGUUCCUGCUGUAGCGGCGCACUUUGCCCGUUUGGGGGUGCCCCUCACUGGGCUCACCGCUGGCUGGAUUUACACCCUCUUUGCGCACUCCAUGCCCUUGGAUCGCGUCGAGCUCCUGUGGGAUAGCCUCCUUGCAGCAUCACCCUCCCUCCCCAUGCUUGUAUAUGUGUCCAUCUUCCAUCAGGUCAAUCAACAAUGUCGAUUACUGUCGCUGAAUCAGGAGAGUAUAUGCACCUUGCUCUCAAACUUUCCUGACUUCAACCUCGACCAAUGUCUUGAGGACGCUGUCAAUUUUGCAGCUGUCACACCCACCAGCUUGACUGCUCAAUCCAUUAGCCGAGGCACGCCGGGAGGCUGGAUGGACUCGCUUGCCUGCUCGCUCCGUGUUUUCAAUCAGACACACAAAGAGAUGCGUUCUGCUUGCAUCGCAUCAGGCUCAGCACAUCACCGGGAUGGAUGCUGUGUGAAUUGUCUCUCCACGUUUCCAGCCCAUGUGGAUGUUUUGGCGCCAAGUACUAUGGAGAAGGGCGAUGUUGACUCGACGGGUGCUGGUGGUCCACCUCCCUCCCCUUCCGUGAGCUUCAAGCGCAGCGAGUUGGACUACCGAAGUAUCACGUCUAGCCUGGUGCCCCUCAUCGAUCCUAGUGAUGCUCUCCAGCAUCUCUCUCGCACCGACUGUGUUUUAGUCGACAUGAGGAGCAAGGAGGAGUACAGUAGUGGGUGUUUAAUGCAAUCUAUUCACUACCACCCUGUCGAGGUGCAAUCAGGUAUGACCUACUUGACAGGUAGUCAGUUGUGGUUAGAGGCCACGGCGGCACGCAAUGCUACGAGUCCUCGUGGCUACACCUCAGCGCAAUCGCCCGGUCUGGUAAUGCUUCUCCAACAUAGCACCGAUUCUGUUGGUGCUACCGGCGAAUGUGAAACUGGUAGAGGGGACGAUGCCGCAUUCACGCUCGCCUGCUAUCUCAUCCAACGGUCCAUCGAUCGCGUCUGCGUCGUUAAGGGAGGUGCGAGGGCCCUCUUCAGUCUCCCUCAAAUUACUGACUACUUCGUCUCUCCCCACAUCUAG